This is a messenger RNA of Anoplophora glabripennis (Asian longhorned beetle), 1847 nucleotides long. Its product is annotated as O-acyltransferase like protein-like. The transcript is spliced from 12 exons. Gene Ontology annotation, molecular function: acyltransferase activity, transferring groups other than amino-acyl groups. The coding region runs from base 67 to 1836 and encodes 589 amino acids. The record is from RefSeq and is a predicted model, not a curated record. Lineage: Eukaryota; Metazoa; Arthropoda; Insecta; Coleoptera; Cerambycidae.
UUCGUUUUAUCGAUUUUUAAGCUAAGUACUAGUAUUACAGAUGACGCUUACAAUUCACUACCUCGAAUGUAUGAAAUGGAAGAUUACGAUACUUGUGACAGAGAAAACAAUGUAUAUUGCAAGAUUAAACUGGUUUUAAUACCGAACGAUGCAAGUAACAAGUUGUGGCAAGUCAUCGAGGCGUCGAAGAAAGAAAAACGUUUCAUGGAACGCGAUGUUAUAUAUCGCGCCAAAUGCAUUCCUAAGGAAUAUUUCAUAGAUACGGCAAGGGUAUUGGCACAUGUUACGGAACAGGAGAAUAAGAAUCUGGAAAAUAUAUCUUUUCACGUGAAAGUGGAAAAGAUAAAUUGCAAAGAGAAUGUGCAAGAGUUGUCUGUAAAUAACUACUUUAUUUUGUGGUUGCUCCUAAGUUAUCUGCUACUUAUAGUAUUAGCAACAUCAAUUGAUCUGUUAGUAAGAAGAACAAAUUAUAUCCUGGAUAUUCCAAAACAAAAACUCAUCACUGUGCUGUCAGUUAUCAGCAAUUGGGAAGCUCUGAGGAAACCAAUAAGAAGUGCGGACUAUGACAAAUUAAAAUCGUUCCAGGGUUACAGGAUUUUUGUUAUGUGCGUAGUGAUAGGUUGCCACAGUAUGUUAGCGGCGGUGACGGCGUAUUCAACCAACAUUAGACUAUUGGAAGAUUAUUCUUUAAGUACUUUCAAAAGAGUUUUGAUAAACUUUGGCCUUCACAUGAUCCAGCCGAGUUUUUUGAUUUCUGGGUGGCUUCUCACCAUUCAAGUGUAUAAGACUGUAGAAAGGUCUAACCAUAAAAAAUUGAAGUUGAAUAUGAUCGGAAGAGCGCUAGUGGCUAGAUAUUUAAGGUUUAUUCUUCCCCUAAUGUUUUACUUAGGACUGCAAAAGUCUCAUCUCUUACAAUUGUGCUUUUCUGGACCCCAAACAGAUUUACUAGACGUCGACAGCAAAGCUUGUGAAACGUAUUGGUGGGCAAAUCUGUUGUUAGUAAAUAAUUUUUUCUACGUUAAGAAUAUGUGCAAUGUUUCCUCCUGGUAUUUGUCCUGCGAUUUUCAAGCUCUCCUUGUUUGCAUGGCCCUCUUUUACUUGAUGUACAAAUACAACGUUGGUAUAAAACUUUUUGGAAUCGUCUUGUUGCUGAUUGGUAUAGUUAAUGCGUAUGUUUUAUACCAUGCAUACACUGUGUAUGGUGUAGAAACAGAGGUCACAUACUUAGCACGAGCCGAGGAAUUGAAACUGGACAAAUUCAUAGAAAACGACUUGCUUUAUAUCUACCAUACCUCGUCUUUUACAAAUUUCGGUAGUUAUAUAGUGGGUGUAUUAUUUGGGGCAAUAUAUUACCGAUAUAAAAACGCUGCUAUAAAAAUAAAUAAGGUCACCACAACGAUUUGGAUUCUAGGACACUUUGGUCUUCAAGCUUUGGUCGUGACUUUGUCCCUUUACAAUUACUCACCUUUUACCGCCGCAGUAAUUGGUUCUUUGUUAAAACCUUUAUUUUCUGUGGGGAUAGGAAUUGGCAUAUUAGGAAUGUCCCAUAAUAUAGGCGGUCUUAUGAAGAGGGUGUUUGAAAGCUAUCCCUUGGAAUUUGUGUCAAGGUGGAUUUUUUCUGUUUAUAUAUUCCAUCUUCCACUUAUAUUCUAUAGAUCGUCAACUUGGACGUAUAUGCCUGAGUUGUCAUAUUUAUUUCUUAUAAAAAUUGUCUCAACAGACAUACUCUUGUCGUUUGCACUGGGGCUAAUAAUGCAUUUAAUAGUUGAAAGACCUCUGCUGAAUAUUGUACACAUAAUAAUUACGAAAUGGUCACCCAAUCCAAAAACAAAUUAAAUUUUUAUCAG